This is a messenger RNA of Fonsecaea nubica, 612 nucleotides long. RefSeq lists its product as hypothetical. The record is from RefSeq and is a predicted model, not a curated record. Bases 1 to 612 code for a protein of 203 amino acids. NCBI's taxonomy places the organism in Eukaryota, Fungi, Ascomycota, Eurotiomycetes, Chaetothyriales, Herpotrichiellaceae. The transcript has a single exon.
AUGGCGAUCAUCGAACUAGCGCACAUCACUCUGAAAAACGGCCUUCAAGCGACAGACCGUGAACUCAAGAAGAACCUGAAGGAAGUCAAAAGAGUGAUUGAAGACUACAGCAAACUACAAACUCUUUUCUACACCCAAGUCGACGACGCUUCCGUGCUGUUUGUAGUUGGGGCCUGGAGAAACAAAGACCAUCAUCAGCACGGCUUCGAUGGAUCCCCCCAACAGGCCGAAAUCCUCGAACUGAUCAAAGACCAAAUGGGCAUUGACUGGAUGCACUACAUUGACGUGGACCAAUCACGGAUUCCGCUCGAUGCCCCCGUGCUGGCCAUCAUCAGAGAAAGAUUCGCUAAACACGGGGUGAUUAAAACGCAGUUUGACCAGGAAUUCGCGUCGCAGACCUCUAGUUUGGGCGGGGCGCGGUAUGGAGCCAUCUCGGCGUGGAAUAUCCCCAAGGACAAUAAGGAGAGAGAUGUCAGGGUCAACUUUUCGGGGUGGGAGAGUGCAGAGGAGGCCACAGCAGCGUUUGUCAACACGAUUGAGCAUGUCACCAGGUUUCGAGCCACACCAACCGAACUGAACUUCUUCUUUGCGAAACGGACGGAGCUGGAUUGA